UGUGAUCGCUAAUCUCUUCAGUAAUAAGGCCACGGAGCAUAAGCAUUUUGUUGGAAAUGCCCACAAGCUCUGUGUUGUUCUUUGUUGAAUUCACAAAGCCUCUCCCCCUUCCAAAGGCUGGGAAUGUAAACCCCUUGGCUCUUUUCUUAAAAUCUUGUUGGGAGCUUUUCAUCCAGGAAGAACUAUAGACUAUUUUGGAGAGCAAGAAUUUUCCCGAAAAGACUUGCUGUGGUGUUGUUUUUCAUUUAAUUUGUUCUAGUGAAUGGCCUUUCACAAGUUAGCUCUGGAAACUUAUUUCCCAAUUUUCUUUCCCCUGCAAUGUUUUUGAACGAUUCUGCUAACUCUUCGGAAAGUGACGAUGAACCUCAUUCUGCUUUUUCCCAGAGUGAACACAACAUAGUCGCAGCUUAUUUGAUCACAGCAGGGGUCAUAAGCCUUCUCAGUAACAUAGUUGUGCUAGGCAUCUUUGUUAAGUACAAGGAACUUCGGACAGCAACCAAUGCUAUUAUUAUCAACCUGGCUUUCACUGAUAUUGGUGUGAGUGGAAUUGGUUACCCCAUGUCUGCAGCUUCUGACCUGCAUGGAAGUUGGAAAUUUGGCUACACAGGUUGCCAGGUCUAUGCUGCUUUAAAUAUCUUCUUUGGAAUGGCAAGUAUUGGUUUGCUUACUGUUGUUGCUAUUGAUCGUUAUCUGACAAUCUGCAAGCCGCAUAUAGGUAGUAGACUUACUGCAAGCAACUACACAACCCUGAUUCUUGCUGCCUGGAUCAAUGCACUUUUUUGGGCUUCCAUGCCUGUUGUGGGAUGGGCAAGCUACGCCCCAGAUCCAACUGGAGCUACCUGUACUGUAAACUGGAGGAAAAAUGACACAUCCUUUAUUUCUUACACUAUGUCUGUAAUUGCUGUUAAUUUUGUUAUUCCCUUAUCGGUCAUGUUCUACUGUUACUACAACGUUUCAAAAACAAUGAAGUACUACAUGAGAAACAGUUGCCUCGAAAGCAUCAAUAUAGAUUGGUCUGAUCAAGUUGAUGUAACAAAGAUGUCUGUUGUCAUGAUUGUAAUGUUUCUAUUGGCUUGGUCUCCAUAUUCCAUUGUGUGUUUAUGGUCAUCCUUUGGAGACCCCAAGAAAAUUUCUCCUGCCAUGGCGAUCAUAGCUCCACUAUUUGCAAAAUCAUCUACAUUCUAUAAUCCCUGUAUUUAUGUCAUUGCAAACAAAAAGUUUCGAAGGGCCAUCCUUGCAAUGAUCCGAUGUCAAACACAUCAGGAGAUAACAAUCAACAAUGUCUUGCCAAUGAGUGUGUCUCAAAGCACAAUUGCUUGAGGAUUCUGAUGGAAAAAGUUCUGCCACUAUGUUUACUUGCUCAUUCUAUCUUUUGUAUGAAGAGACCCUGGAAAGAAUGUCACAUUUUUUUCACAAAUAGCUGUGUAUUGUAAAAUAAUGCUUUGUUAAGGAAGGAAAGCUGGAAUGGGUUAUCUUCUUUUUUGUAACAGGCACCAAAUCUUGGUUUAUUCCUAUUUGCAGUGCCAUCUGAUGGAACAAAAGAACCUGUAUGCACCAUUCUAUCGAAGACAAUUUAUUGGAAGCUGCACAUCUAAUUAAAAACCCACACUUACAAGUCUAAUGGCCUGCCUAUCAACUUUGGCAAGCAUGCCUUCUGUUGCUUUCUUCCUUGCCCUCCAAUAUAUUUCAUGUUUUCCUAUUGUUUGUACAUUACUAUUGAUUAGAGCAGUGGUUCCCAACCUUUGGGUCUCCAGGUGUUUUGAAUUUCAGCUCCCACAAUUCCUGACAGCUAGUAAGAUGGCUGGAAUUUCUGGGAGCUGAAGUCCAAAACACCUGGAGACCAAAAGGUUAGUAACCACUGCAUUAGAGCAAAAACCCAAAGAAUUUUGCCAACACUGAUGAAAAAAAGUGUAUUGAUAUGCACACUUCUGUCUCAAAUUCAAAUCAUAGCACUGUUGUGAUUACAGGAAUAAAAUGGAGUUUGCAUCUGCUGGCCAGAUGCUAAACAGAUUUCCUUGGGAAUAGGCACCAAAUUGUUGUAGAAACAGAUAACAUGUUU
Molecule: messenger RNA, 2059 nt
Organism: Anolis sagrei ordinatus
Lineage: Eukaryota; Metazoa; Chordata; Lepidosauria; Squamata; Anolidae
Gene: RRH
Product: retinal pigment epithelium-derived rhodopsin homolog
Biological process (GO): G protein-coupled receptor signaling pathway; cellular response to light stimulus; visual perception
Cellular component (GO): photoreceptor outer segment; plasma membrane
Molecular function (GO): G protein-coupled photoreceptor activity
Source: RefSeq, a predicted model, not a curated record